Messenger RNA from Oncorhynchus masou masou (cherry salmon), 700 nucleotides. Its product is annotated as vesicle transport protein SEC20-like. The record is from RefSeq and is a predicted model, not a curated record. Gene Ontology annotation, cellular component: SNARE complex; endoplasmic reticulum. Gene Ontology annotation, biological process: retrograde vesicle-mediated transport, Golgi to endoplasmic reticulum. The annotation marks the transcript as partial. NCBI's taxonomy places the organism in Eukaryota, Metazoa, Chordata, Actinopteri, Salmoniformes, Salmonidae. Gene Ontology annotation, molecular function: SNAP receptor activity. The transcript has 4 exons.
CUGGACCUAGAUCAGAUGGGGAGGAAGCAGGACAAGGAGUCAGACAAACUGGCUCUACUCAGUGAGGUGGACAGACACCGCAGGCAGAUGCUCAGUAACCAGACAGUAUGGAAGAAAGCCAACCUGACCAGUAAACUGUUGCUGGACAACCUGGAAAAUGAAUCUCUUCUCUAUGGAGGAGAUAGUGAAUUUAGACAAAGAAAGGUGACCAAAGAGGGCCUGGCCCAGACGUCCAGUGACAUCACAGAGAGCCUGAUGAGCAUCAGCCAGAUGAUGUCACAGCAGGUGACGCAGAGCGAGGAAUCCAUAACCAUGCUGGCAACCUCGUCUCAGGCUGUUCUGGAGAUGAAUGAUGAGUUUAAGGCCAUGACCGGAACCAUCCAGCUGGGGAGAAAGCUCAUCACUAUGUACAACCUCAGGGAGCUCACUGACAAACUGCUAAUCUUCCUCGCUCUCGUACUCUUUCUCACCGCAAUCUUCUACAUCCUCAAGAAGAGAUUAUUUUUCCUCCAGACCAGACACAACUAACUUUAACUAAGUUACUUUUAGAGCAACUUUGAUUCGAGUAACUAUGAUCAUAUAAGAUAAUUUAUGACAUAAGUGAGUCGUGUGAGAUAAGUAUUGUAACAUUAACAUACUGCUUAUUAAUGUAAAUCCAAAUCAACAUUUUAAAGACUUGCACACACACAGUAGAAAUGGC